This is a messenger RNA of Peronospora matthiolae, 1206 nucleotides long. NCBI's taxonomy places the organism in Eukaryota, Oomycota, Peronosporomycetes, Peronosporales, Peronosporaceae. The record is from the annotation of a GenBank genome assembly.
AUGAGUGGUGUGCACACAUCGUCAGUGCAAGGAACUGCGUCACCACUCGAAGCCAUGUCGGCGCUUCUCGCAUCUAUUGAUGAAGAAGAAGAAGAUGAAGAAGACUGUGAUAACGUCGUGGAUUCAGUGGGAGCAGUGCCGAUGACAUUCUCAUCGGCUAUGGAUUCCAGCGACGCAAGAAAGUGGCGAGAAGCGUGCGAAUCAGAGUUUCAGUCAUUGUGCAAGAACAACAUGUGGGAACUCGUGCCGUUACCAAGUGAUCGCAAGGCGAUCAGCAGCAAGUGGGUGUUCAAGGUAAAGGAGACUGUUGAUGGACUCAUCCAGCGAUAUAAAGCGCGCCUCGUGGCAAAAGGAUAUUUGCAAAAGUACGGUGUGGACUUCGAGGAGACGUUCGAACCAGUGGCCAAGUUCGCGUCGAUCCGGAUCAUUGUAAGCCUCGCCGCGCAGCACAACCUCGUACUUCACCAGAUGGACGUCAAAACGACGUUCCUUAACGGUGUGCUUGGAGAAGAGAUCUACAUGAAGCAGCCUGACGGAUUCGUCGAUGUCAAUCAUCCUCAUCAUACGUGCAAGCUCAAGCGUGCGUUGUACGGACUCAAGCAAUCCCCUCGUAUGUGGAACCAGACUAUUGAUGAGUUCAUGCGCUAUAUUGGCUUCACCAAGUGCGAUAUGGAUCACUGUGUCUACGCCAAGCGUGACGACAAGGUCAUGAUGUUUGUUGUCAUAUACGUCGACGACCUCAUCCUUGCAUGCAACAAUAUGGACAUCCUCGCAGCCACCAAACGUGCAUUGAGCGAGCGAUUCGAGAUGUCCGAUCUCGGUGAGCUUAAGUACUGCCUCGGAAUAGAAGUCGAGCGCGAUGACAAGUCAGGCGAUGUAUCGAGGAAACAGACUAAGUUCUUGCGAUCGAUUCUGACCAAGUUCGGUAUGCAAGACUUUAAGCCUGUUAAGACACCGCAAGAUCCCGGACUGAAGUUGACUAAGCACAUGUGCAAAGAUGGAUGCAAGCACAACUACACCAUGCAAGGAGUGCGAUACCGAAGUGCCGUCGGAGCCUUGAUGUACCUCGCAGCUUCAGUGGGAGUGAUCAGCCAGUUUGCUGCUGACCCGUGUCCGACACACUGGCAAGCACUCAAGCGCGUGCUACGGUACCUGCAAGCGACUCCUACACUUGGUAUUCGUUUUAUUGGCGCUGGCAAUGGCUAG